UUGAAUAUAAAACAUGAAAAUUAUAUCUGCUUGAAAAUAUCACCUUAACUCAGUUAAUACAAAGAAUCUAGAAAGAAGUAUAUCAAAACUUAAAAUGGCCAGUUUGUUGUGGAUUUUACCAGUGUUCGUUUUAAGUUUUGCGCUUUGCUUUGGACAAGAUUUAUAUGGCAUGGAUGGUUGUCCAGAGGCACAAUGCCAAAAUAAACCAUAUAUACCACCUGACUGCAGGAAGAAUCAAUUCACAAUCGGAUCAGAUGGCAAAACCAGGUGUCGAACAUGCGAUGCUAGCUUUUGUGAUCCGGGUGGUUGUCCACUAGCAAGCUGUCCAGAUCUAAAUAUUACAAAAGAAUGCCGAAAGCCUAGUUUUGUAAUUGGACUGGACGGAAUUACAAAAUGUCGCAUGUGUGACUCGAAUGCUUGUGGAGAUCCGAAGAUAGUAUGCCCGAAGAUAAAAUGUCCAACUCAACCCCCUAUACCGGCCAAUUGCGUUGAGAAGCAAUUUACCAUCGGAAGCGACGGCAUAACAUUAUGUCCUGCAUGUGACAAGAAAAACUGCCCAGGAGGUCAAAAUGAAAAUCAAAAUUAUUAAAUGUAUGAAAUAAAGUUUGAUGUCAUGAAUACAAACUGCUAGAUUG
Messenger RNA from Ruditapes philippinarum (Manila clam), 635 nucleotides. RefSeq lists its product as uncharacterized. Bases 95 to 589 code for a protein of 164 amino acids. Lineage: Eukaryota; Metazoa; Mollusca; Bivalvia; Venerida; Veneridae. The transcript has 4 exons. The record is from RefSeq and is a predicted model, not a curated record.